This is a messenger RNA of Sceloporus undulatus (fence lizard), 1871 nucleotides long. RefSeq lists its product as uncharacterized. The coding region runs from base 251 to 1018 and encodes 255 amino acids. The record is from RefSeq and is a predicted model, not a curated record. Lineage: Eukaryota; Metazoa; Chordata; Lepidosauria; Squamata; Phrynosomatidae. The transcript is spliced from 2 exons.
GGAACACAUAAGAAGUUGCCAGAAAGCUUUUGACAUUCACACCCUUUUCAAUGUACUGCAGCUGAUACUCUCUGAAAGUGGGGCUGCAGGGGACAUUCAGAGCCUUGAGCAGCUGGAAAAGGUUGCUGAGUCCAGGGAAUGGGAUGGACAGGACAUUGUGAGAAUUACAGCUGGUCAGAAGAAGAGUGACAUUCCUGGCUAUGUCUCCUGGUUUAUCUCUUAUGUGAGGUACCUAAGCUGUUUGAAAGAGAUGUUUGACACCAAGGUUGUGUUUCCUUUGUGUGAAAACCUGUAUGUUAAUGAUGACUCACUUGAUGCAUUGCCUCUUGGAUCGGCAGAAGGACAUGGCCCUCAUACUACAGCAUCUGUUGCACAUAUGGCCAAGCAGUUGUUUGCUCUCCGGAGGAAAUGGACCUUGCUCCUGAAAAGGGACACAAUUGAUGGCCAAAACUUCAGUGCUCAAAGCUUGCUUGAUUUGCAGGGCUUUGGUAAUGUUCACCCCUUUGCAAAGGUCAUGAGGCUGGUCCCUGACCUCUUUCACAAAAGCCUGGCUACUGCUGCACUUGCCAGGCAAUGGGUGGAUCGCCAUGCUAGCAUUUACAGCUCCCAGCUAAUACGCCCAGGCAUAGCCAGAACAUGGAAUGGCACAGGAGUGGAUGGCUUGGAACAUCAACGGUAUGACAUGUCCAGUUCUCAGUCUAGAUUAUCAAAAAUUCAGUCAAACUGUAUGAAGCUGGAGUUGUUAUCCAAAGACAUCAGCAGAAGUGGUGUGGCCACCUGCAUAAGAACUACCAGCCAAGAAAGGAAUAAACUACAUGAGAUCCAUGAGGACCUCAUGUCCCUGCUCUGGCAGGAGAAACGCUCUCAGAUACUGGAAACAGAGAUACAUGAGUUGCAGGAACAUUAUCAGGAGCUUGUAAGGGUUUUGCAGAGUGGGGAAGAUAUUUGCCUGGAUCAUCAACAAGCCAAUGAGAUCGACUCACAUUCAUCAUGCAGUUCUGGUGAUUUGAACAGAUAAUAUUCUUGAAUUUGUGAACAAAAAGAGCCCUAGACCAAAAUGGUAACAAUAUCAGAGGAGUCUCUCUGUCUUACUGGUCCUGCCUCCUGAUAAAGGUGGCUUUAUUUCUGGAUGCAGCUCAUGUUCUUAUCACCCCCAAUUCUUGAUUCAGUAGCUAGACUACUAUAAUAUGCUCUAAUUGCACCAGUCAUAGGCCCGGUACAGAGCACCAAAAAGAGGGGUGGAGCCACAGUGGUGGUGGGACACAAAUAAAAAUUCUGCCUCUUCCCAAUGAAAUUUUCCUUCGGUUCCCAAAUUUCCAGCAUUGCAGUAACUUAAAACUUCAGUUCAUUUGAGAAAUACAGUUAGGCAUACAAAGAAAAGGGGCAGCCAAAAUUACCAAGGGAGUGCAAAUGCAGCAAAUAUAAUAGUUUUACGUGUGAAUGCUGUUCAAUAUCUCACUCUCUCUCUCCAAUGCUAGAAAUCUGGGUACUGAAGGAAAAUUCAGAGGGGUAAAAUUCUGAUUUAAGGGAGAAAAACUAUAUAUCUGCCACUACUGCAUCAGCAUUGACUAUUACUCACUGUGCACAAUUCAAGCCUUAACCCAUGAAAAGAUAUUUCAUCUUCUCAUAUUUCAUCUUCAAGGUCACUUCCUUUACCUGUCCCAUGAUGAUGGGAGUGAUCUGUAAAACUUGCUUAAAAAUACCAUCCAGGAACCAUGUUUGAGUAACGUAGAGGAACAGUUGGAGCUUUCAGAAACUGCCUCACAAUUUUGGAAUGUUGUCUCAUUGAAUAUUCACUAAAAUGUAAAGUUGAUUAUAAAUGUUUGGAAGCAUUGUAAAUCCUUUUAAACUGGGGUAGCAUUUGUGGACAG